Messenger RNA from Cylicostephanus goldi, 402 nucleotides. NCBI's taxonomy places the organism in Eukaryota, Metazoa, Nematoda, Chromadorea, Rhabditida, Strongylidae. The record is from the annotation of a GenBank genome assembly.
AUGGAACAAAUACCUCAUUCUACGAGAAGAAGACGCGCAAGAUCGCUUUUGGGCUUCGACAAGGAAGGCAAUGUGAUCUCACUGCAGAUGAUCGGUCGGUUGGAUGCAGCAGGGCUCAUGCCAUGCACUCGUAACUCAGAUCUCUACCGUAUGCGGAUAGCUGAAAGCGAAGGUGUCAUGCAGAUUAUACGCAUAGAGCCGGAACCCAAUUUACGAUUGAUUGAACUCCAUCUGUCGAGCUUCCAUCAAACUCCUUAUGUAGCAGGUAAAAGUAGAGCGUUAGAGAAGAAGAAUGGAAAGCAACUUGGGACCUCUGUCAUAUUUGAUCUAGACGGGCUAAGCUUUGCCCAGGUAGAUAUGCAAGCAAUGAAAGUUGUAACCACAAUGUUAACACAGUUACAG